AGGACAAUGAAGAUUUCUGACAACAACGAAAUGUUGAUAAUCCUUGACAACCAUAGAAGAUAACAGCAAAGUUACCAUGGCAACAUUAAAUGACAUCAAAAUGAAGUGUAAUCUUUCAACACGUCAAAAUGGGACACUCAAUGAGACAGCAAACACAACUGGUCUCAUUGAUUAUGACACAAUGAUGAAAGAACAUUUGGAAUACCGACUUUCAGUUGACUUGUACGUCUAUUUGCUCCCGUUCUGGGUUUUCCUGGGAACAUUUGGCAAUUGUUUGAGUGCAGUUGUGUCUUUGCUAAAGCAGAUGAGGAAGUACUCAAUGAGUACAUACAUGUUCUUUCUAGCCAUAUCAGACACUGGGGUUUUAUUGGUUAGUGCACUGCGCUAUUGGAUGGGGAAAAUUGUCAAAAAUGGUGAUCUGAAAAUGCUCAAUGAUCCCGCUUGUAAGAUCAUUGGUGGAUUCCUCUACCACUUUGUGCGACAUUCAUCUGUUUGGAUAGUCGUAUUGAUGACGUUUGAACGAUUUAUAAUUGCUUUUUUCCCACUGAGGGCGAAAACGUUGGUGACAAAACGCCAUCCAGUGCUAGCAUGUUUGUUAGUAUGGGGAGUGUUGGCAAUAAUAGAUCUAAAUCUACUUUGGGUGUAUGAGCUAAUCUAUGAUUGCAUCGUCACCGAAACUACAGUAUCAAUACAGAAAAGAUGCUUCACGACAAAGGCGAGAUUCAUAUGGCCAUGGAUUGACUUUCUCUUGUAUUCAGCCUUGCCCAUUUCUCUACUUAUUAUUUUCAACACAUUGCUCUGUGUGAAACUCCUACAGACUUCAAAAUUGCGACGAUCGCUCACAAACAAUGAUUUUCGACACACAACAAGUACGAAGAAUCGAACAACAAAACAAGAUAAAGCAAAUCAAGAGCACAAAACAUACUUUUUAGUCGUUCCCUUGGUAAUAAGUACAGCUUUUAUCGUAACAACAACACCUAUUGCUAUAAUGGAGACAAUAUACUCUGACAUAACUGAUGUUGAUCCACACACAAUGGCUCAAAUACGCCUCGCUAGGACAACAUUUUUCAUCCUCAUGUAUACGAAUCACUCAAUAAACUUCAUUCUUUACUGGGUAACAGGACGAACAUUCCGUAAUGAAGUUGGAAACUUAGUAAAAUGUACACCAGAAGAUGUGACGUCACAUGAGCCCUCUCUUAGUAUUUCCCAGAACCCCUCUUCAGUAACAUUCACUAUCAAAUCGCAAGAUGUAACUUCAGAGGAUUCUGGUGUAACUGGGUUGUCCAUCAAAUGGUUCAAUGGUGAGGACUGUCAAUUUAAGAAUGACGAUACAACUGUCAGUCAUAUGUAAAAUUAAACAUUGGUGUAUCGCGACAAAGAAAAGACUCAUGUUCAAAUGGGCACUUUUACCAUAUGACCAGUUUUACAUAUGUCAAUGUACAUGUACAGUAUGUGAUGGCCAUGUAAUCUUACAGCUAUGUUGGAUGUAGUGUAUGUGUACAGUACAUGCAUUCGUAAUAUAUGUGUAAAUGUUUUUGUCCUGUCUUAAAUUAAAAUUAUAAUUUAUUGCUAAACUUUUGACCAAUAUGUAUCAAAAUCAUUUAUCAUUUAUUAAUGAAUUGAUUUGGACAUGCAAUAAGUGAUGAUGCAAUCAAACGCUUAAUAAGUAAUACGUUAUACGGGAAAAACAAACAUGCUAUAAGUGAGUUGCGAAAUCGCUCUAUUAUUACAAAAAAAUAGUGUGAUAUAUCAAUAAUACAUGCUUUUAAAACAUUUGCAUAUGUACAAGUAGUUGUAAUUUGAAAAGUCUGUGCAGU
Owenia fusiformis is the source of this 1817-nucleotide messenger RNA. The record is from the annotation of a GenBank genome assembly. NCBI's taxonomy places the organism in Eukaryota, Metazoa, Annelida, Polychaeta, Sabellida, Oweniidae.